Molecule: messenger RNA, 6935 nt
Organism: Cuculus canorus (common cuckoo)
Lineage: Eukaryota; Metazoa; Chordata; Aves; Cuculiformes; Cuculidae
Gene: ARHGEF10L
Product: Rho guanine nucleotide exchange factor 10 like
Exons: 31
Coding region: 2491-6489 (1332 amino acids)
Biological process (GO): actin cytoskeleton organization; positive regulation of stress fiber assembly; SREBP signaling pathway
Cellular component (GO): cytosol
Molecular function (GO): protein binding; guanyl-nucleotide exchange factor activity
Source: RefSeq, a predicted model, not a curated record
GGAGGAGGAGGAGGAGGAGGGGGGAGAUGCUGCCCAAAAUCCCGGCAUCCCUCGGUGCAGCCGCUGGACCGCGGCGCGAGCCCUCGGCCGCCGGGAUCUGGGGGUGCUGGAGUAGGGUCUGGGGGUGCCAGGAGGCUGCCCCCACCCUGGGCACCCCAUUGUGGGGAGGCGCCAGCAUCAGAUCCCACCGCGUCAGGGGUCGUUUUCCACCUUCGCCUCCCUGCUGGGGGCCUCCUCGGCCGAUGCGGAUACAAAGCCGGAGGAGUCGCGGCCUUCCCAGGGAGAAAACCACUUCUUUUGGCUUUUUUUUUUUUCCUGAGAAAACCCUUUUUUAACUUUUUUUUUUUUUUGGGAAAAAAAUGCAUCUUUUUGCUACCAUUUCAUUCCUGCUGCCUUUUAUUGCUGCCUCCACCAACCACGACUGCAUCAAAACACCCAGUUUGGGGAAAUCUGGAAGCCACGGGAUGAUUUUUCUUCCUUAGAGUCUUCAUUCCUGCAUUGAUGCCUUCAAAUCUCCACAAUUAAUUCCUUGGAAAACUGGGAUAGAAACCACUCUGCCCUUAAAACACUGAUAACGUGCUGCACAAACCCAGUUAGAACUGGGGAAAACCCCCUUACCCUGCAGCAAAUAUUUGCUGAUUUUUACGAGUUAUUGUUUUACAGGACUGAGAUUUGGGGGAGGAAUGGUCCCUCCAGGGACAGUGCCACUCCCCUCGGCACCUCACCUGCUGGAAAUAAGCUGAAUUAAUUCAAUUUAUUGGCCAAGGUGAUGGUGGGAAAUCAUCCAGGCGGUGGAAUAAGCCUUGAACCUGUGGUUGGGAUACAAACCUGUUGGAAUUAAUAAGGAAUUGAAGGAAACUCUUGGGAGACCAAAGCUCAUUCUUAUUUCUUACCCCCCAACACUUAUAAAUAGAGCCGGGGUUAUUUAUAAGGAGGGAUUAACACGGCGGGGAUGCAGAGGGGGAGCAGCAGGGAUUCCCUGGGUAAAUCCUCGCUGCACUCUGCUGCAAGAGUGUGGAUUUUUCCUUGUAAAGCCUUAUCCUUAAGCAAAAAAGAGGUAGGACGGGGAGUGAUGCGGGAAGCGGGGAUGGGUCCCUCGGGGCUGGCAGCCGUCCCUGCCAGCUGGGACCUGUCGCUCUGGCACAGCGGCUAAAAAUAACCCAAAUCAAGCCCAAUAGUUGCCAGCUCGCGAGGCGAAGGGUCGGGCUGGCUUUAGCAGAUGGCCCUGCUUUUCUGUCUUUAUUUAUAUCGAGUUCUAUUUAUUUUUCCUCCCUGGCUUGAGAGGGAGGUGAGGCUGAACCGUGACGCUGCCUCGUUUGCUGGUGCCGGGGUGAGGACCCAGCAGCUCCUGCAGACUUGGAAUCCAAGUUUCCGAGGAUGCUAUCGCAUCCCUACAUCUUUCUUGGACUACAACACAUCCCUACAUCCUUCUUAGAUUAUUCCAUAUCCCUUUUUUGCUGUUCAUGUCUGGUUUGGGGGUACCUCCGUGGUGGGGCAGCUCAUCCCCACUGGAUUUUCCCCUAUCCCUUGGGAUGAAUUUGCUGCUGGGAUGCAUUUUUUCUGCUAGGUCGCUCUUACCCCAAUAGGAGAUUUGCUAUGAAAAAUGAUGCAAAAUAACUCCAUUUUUAGUUCGGCGAGGCCAAAUUAAAGGUCAUGGUGGGUUGUUUUGGAGAGCUGGUAAUUCUCCUCGUGCUCACAGCUGGAAAAAUACCCAGCCCUGGGACAAACGGGCUGGUGGGAGCUUAUGUCAACUGUCAAAACGGGAAGUGACCUUCUCCCGCCCCGCUGGUGGGAUAAACUCGGGACCGAGUUGCAGGGCCUGGCCGUGCAUCCUUGUCCUGCUUCCCUCUCCAAAUGCAGGAGCCUUCAGGUUGCUGGGAGGGUGAAGCAAACCAGUAAGGAAACUUGUUUCUGGAUAAGCCAUAUCCUGGGCUGCAUCCAAAGCAGUGGGACCAGGAUUCUGCCCCUCUGCUCCGCUCGGGUGAGACCAAACCUGAAGCCCUGUGUCCAGUUCUUAAAUCUCCAACAUAAGGAGGAGGGCAGGGGUUGGGACUGGAUGGGCUUCCAACCCUUCCGUUGAGGUCCCUUCCAACCCAAACCAUUUUAUGAUUCUAGAAAACAUCUCUACUGGGUUUAUUUUUCCCAGGUUUUAUACUUUUUGACUUGCUUUAAUCUUUUUUUUUUUGAGGCAUCAGGAAUAAGGUUGGGUUUUUUUUUUACUCCAUGGUCCUCAUCUCUGUCACAUCUCCUGGUGGGUUGGUUUGCUGUGGAUUUAUAGCUUGGUUGGCAUCGCAUCCGUAGGAGUAAAACCUGGAGCUUGCAAGAAGGAGAGAGAAAGGACUGGCCUACUCCCACUCUAAUGGGAAACAGAUUAGGUGACAUCGGAGACAGCUUUGGCUGCCAAUUGCCCUCUGUCUUGAGCGCUAGGAAGAGAGUUCAAGGAGGACAAAUAAGUGUCCCUGGAACCUUCUCCCAAAUAAAUGCCGACUGAUGCGUUUAUGGAAGCAAUGGGCUUGUUGCAAAAGCAGCUGGAAGAGGAUAUUUGCAGUGAUGACACAGGAAAGCCUCGGGAAAAGGCACAGGCGGAGCACCCCGACGCCCUGUGCCAUGGCUUCCUCGGAGCUGCCCCCCCACCCCGCAGUAGGUGACCAUCUCCCCCUGGACACCCCCAGCCCGUUGCCCCAAGGGGAGGAUGACCUCGGCGAAGCCUUUGACUUUGAGGAGAGUGAGGAAGAAGAGGAGGAGGAAGAAGAAGACUCAGCGGUUGAGCCGAGCGGUGAAGCAGUCCUCAGGGCACCCCCUCGCCGCCGGCGGGCUGGCAGCUCUGGUGUCGAUGGGCUGGUAUCGGAGACCCAGCAAGGCUCACCGGUGGGAGUGAGCAACGGGGAGGCUGGUGGAGACCCCCACAUCGGUGUCCGGACCUGGAAGAGGGAAAGCAUCUGCAGCGGUGAGCGCUUUGAGUUUGCAGCAGUGGAGGAUGAUGUGAUCUAUGAUGAUGUCCCGUGUGAAGCCCUCGAUGCCGAGCAGAACGGCCCAGGGUCGGAGCGCAGCCUGGUCUACGAGGAGGUGCAGCGUGGUGAGGGACCACGGGCUGGCGAGGACUUGGGCUGGAGCUCCAGUGAGUUUGAGAGCUACAGUGAGGAUUCAGGCGAGGAAACCAAGCCGGAGGCUGAGCCAGCCAAGCAGCGGGCAUCCUUCCAGCCCAAGCUUUCUCCAGACCUGAAUAGACUAAAGGAGAGAUACGCCAGGACUAAGAGGGACAUCCUGGCUUUAAGAGUUGGGGGGAGAGACAUGCAGGAGCUGAAGCAGAAGUACGAUUGGAAGAUGACCCAGCUGAUGAAAGCAGCCAAAAGUGGCACCAAGGACGGUUUGGAGAAGACCAAGAUUGCGGUGAUGAGGAAGGUGACGUUCCUGCACAGGAAAGAAGUGCCAGGGGAUGGGAAGUGGAGGAGGAGGGCGGCGGAGGCGGAAAAGCAGCCGCCUGCCCGCUGGAGCUCGAGGGUCUCCCUGGAGCAUCACGGGGGAGGGGACUCGGAGGAGGAGGAUACGGGUUUCCUGGAGGUCACAGUCUCCGACAUGAAGCACCCACCACCAGAGCUGGGCCCCAUGCCCGAGGGGCUGAGCCCACAGCAGGUGGUACGUCGGCAUAUCCUGGGCUCCAUCGUGCAGAGUGAGCGGAGCUACGUGGACUCCUUGAAACGCAUCCUGCAGGAUUACAGGAACCCACUGAUGGAGAUGGAGCCGAAAGUGCUGAGUGCUAGGAAGUGCCAAGUGGUGUUUUUUCGCCUGAAGGAGAUCCUCCAGUGUCAUUCCAUGUUCCAGAUCGCCCUCGCCUCCCGUGUGGCUGAGUGGGACUCUGCGGAGAAGAUUGGGGACCUCUUUGUGGCCUCGUUCUCCAAGUCGAUGGUGCUGGAUGUCUACAGCGACUACGUCAACAACUUCACCACUGCCAUGUCUCUCAUCAAGAAGGCUUGUCUCACCAAACCUGCCUUUCUCGACUUCCUCAAGAAGAGGCAGAUGGCCAGCGCUGACCGGGUCACGCUCUACGGGCUGAUGGUGAAGCCUAUCCAGAGGUUCCCCCAGUUCAUCCUGCUCUUGCAGGACAUGCUGAAAAACACCCCCAAGGGCCACGCGGACCGUUUGUCCCUCCAGCUGGCUCUCACCGAGCUGGAGACGUUGGCAGAGAAGCUCAAUGAGCAGAAACGCUUGGCUGACCAAGUCGCUGAAAUUCAGCAGCUCAGCAAGAGCAUCAGUGACCGCAGCAGCCUCAACAAGCUGCUGAGCUCGGGGCAGCGGCAGCUCCUGCUCUGCGAGACAUUGACAGAGACGGUGUACGGCGACCGGGGGCAGCUCAUCAAGUCAAAGGAACGGAAGGUUUUCCUCCUCAACGACAUGCUGGUCUGUGCCAACAUCAACUUCAAGCCGGUGAACCCAGGAGGCCAGCUGGAAAUUACCAGCCUGGUGCCCCUGGGUCCCAAAUAUGUGGUGAAGUGGAGCACGGCCCUCCCGCAGGUACAGGUGGUGGAGGUGGGGCAGGAGAGCGGUGCCUACGACAAGGACAACGUUGUCAUUCACAACGCCGGUGCCAAGAAGCACGCGCCAACUGGGCAGGCUUCGCACAAUAAAGUCUACCUGGGCCCACCGCGGCUCUUCCAGGAGCUGCAGGACCUGCAGAAGGACCUGGCGGUGGUGGAGCAGAUCACACUUCUCAUCAGCACCUUGCAUGGCACCUACCAGAACCUGAAUAUGACGGUGGCUCAGGACUGGUGCUUGGCCCUGCAGAGGAUGAUGAAGGUGAAGGAGGAGGAGAUUCACUCUGCCAACAAGUGCCGCCUCCGUCUCCUGCUGCCUGGGAAGCCAGACAAGUCUGGUCGCCCCAUCAGCGUCAUGGUGGUGUUCAUCACUCCGAACCCCCUGAGCAAGAUCUCCUGGGUGAACCGCCUGCACCUGGCCAAGAUAGGACUGAGGGAGGAGAACCAGCCGGGCUGGCUCUGUCCCGAUGAAGACAAGAAGAGCAAAGCUCCUUUCUGGUGCCCCAUCCUCUCCUGUCACAUGCCUGCCUUCUCCUCCAAGGCACUUGAUCUGCAGCUUGGUGCUGCGGUGCACAACCCCGUGCAGUCCUCGCUGCUGGGCUUCUCCGCCGUCAGCACCUCACUGCCUCAGGGCUACCUCUGGGUUGGGGGUGGCCAGGAGGGCGCAGGGGGGCAGGUGGAGAUCUUCUCCCUCAACCGCGCUGUGCCACGGACGGUGAAGUCCUUCCCGGUGGCUUCACCGGUGCUGUGCAUGGAGUACAUCCCUGAGGCAGGUGAGGAGGAUCCAGCAAGCUCUCAGGAACCACGACCGACCACUGAACAGCCCCCCACAUCCCCGCAUCCCACCGUGUGCUUGGGCUUGCAGGAUGGCAGCAUUGUGGUCUAUGGCAGCGUGGACACAGGGACGCAGUGCUUGUUGACCUGCAAAAGCCCGGGCAUGCAACCCGUCCUCUCCUUGAAGCACAGCCCUGAGUACCUGUUUGCGGGGUUGCAGGAUGGGACCGUGGCCGCCUACCCCAGAAGCAAUGGAGGGCUGUGGGCACCAGGGGAGCAGCCCACCCGCCUGGCUGUGGGUACCGGCCCCGUCCGAGCCCUCCUGACGCUGGAUGAGACCCUCUGGGCCAGCUGCGCCAACCAGGUCACCGUCUUGGAUGCCACCAACCUCCAUGCCCAGCAAACCUUUGAGGCCCAUCCAGACACGGAGGCCAGCGUCACACACAUGAUCAAAGCGGGCAGCGGGGUCUGGAUGGCCUUUUCCUCAGGCUCCUCCAUCCGCCUCUUCCACACCGAGACGCUGGAGCAUCUGCAGGAGAUCAACAUUGCCACGAGGACCACCUUUGUCCUGCCAGGUCAUAAACACGUCCGAGUCACCAGCCUCCUCAUCUGCCAAGGGUCGCUCUGGGUGGGCACCGACCAGGGCAUCAUCGUGCUGCUGCCAGUGCCUCGCUUGGAGGGCAUCCCCAAAAUCACUGGAAAAGGCAUGGUGUCCCUCAACGGGCAUAGUGGUCCCGUGGAGUUUUUAGCGGUUGCCUUGAGCACCCUGGCACCUGACGUGCUAAAGGGUGACCAGGAGGAGGAGGAGGAGGGUGAGGAAGAGAAACCUCCCGAACUGGAUGGCCCCCCACCUCGGGAAAUGAGGAAAAAAGGGAUUUUAUUGCAGUACCGCCUCCGCUCCACCUCCCACCUCCCAGGGCAGCUGCUGUCGGUGCGGGAAGCGCCCGUUGGCGGCAUGCCGGCGCACACCGAGGAGGAUGGUUCCAUCUACGAGAUGGCCGAUGACCCCGACGUCUGGGUGCGGAGCCGCCCUUGUGCCCGUGACACCCCUCGCAAGGAGAUCUCCUCAGUGGCCAUCGUUUCAGGAGGUCGAGGAUACCGUAACUUCAACGCCGAAUCACCGCGCCGGGGUGGCGAUGCCGACAGUACCCUGCUCAUCUGGCAGGUCCCGUUGAUGCUAUAGCACCCUGGGACCCUCCCAUCCACCUGGCACCUACCUCAAAAAGCCACCCGAAAGCUGCCGGGGGUGGCCCUGCCCUGGGUGCAUCACCCUUUUUUUUUUUUUUUUUUUUUAUUUUAAGGAGGAAAAAAACUGAAAAAUGAACUUUUUUCCCCUCCCCAAAACCAGCUUUGUGCAUGGGAAGAGGGGUUUUUAAUAACGGGGAUGGCAACCUCCGUGCGGGCUUUGGAGGUGCCGGCUCUUUGGCCGAAGGCGUCUGUGUGUCUGUGUGUGAAUAUCUAUAUAUAUAUAAAUAUAUAUAUAAAUAUGAUGUAUAUUAUUACCUGUAUAAAAAAGGAAUUUGUAUAUAUUGGGGCACUUGGAGCUGCAGGAAUAGUGGUGGGAGCACUCAGCGGAUGCCGGCUGUGCCGAAACGGGGGGUUUUGCUGAAAUAGCCUUUUUUCUUUUUU